AUGAAUGACAAGAACUACAUGCCUACAUGCAAGACAAUCUAUCACAAGGCCUCGAUCAUGAAGCUAUCGUACUCAAUCGCUAAGAUCCUGUCUUUGACGGCUCAGUUCACUUCAGCAGAGCUAAAGUGUCGUCCAGAAGGCCCUGUUCUCCCAAGACCAACAGCUCUCACCAAGUCUCCAAUCUUCCAAGCUGCAGCCAACAACUUGACUGAGACUCUCAACGCAGCUCUCUGUGGCUCAAUCACCGCAGGAUGGCCUACCAACAAUGUCUCAUUCUCACUUGCAGUCGUAAGCGCAGAACAAGACGACCCCGGUGUGCCGAUCUGGGAGUACCAUCAUCUGGCAGCCGCUAACACAAAGGGCACAAAGAAGCUGGACAGAGAUUCCCAGUAUUUGAUUGGGUCCGUAACCAAGGUCUUUACGGAUUAUGUGCUCCUAAAGAGCGGUAUGAAUAUUGAUGCACCGGUUACGGAGUAUCUUCCGGGACUUGAUGGCAAGUCCAAGAUUCAGUGGAGGGAUGUGACUUUGAGGAUGCUGGCUUCGUACUUGGGCGGUACACCGGCGAACUAUGGGUUCUCGGACUUUUACCUCCUCAAAGAAGUCUUCCUCGCAUACGGUCUCCCCACCAUUGAAGACGACGACUAUCCACCUUGUGGUGUUAUAGGUCUCAACAAGGCUUGCACAGGGCAAGGUACCAAGAACUCAUAA
Molecule: messenger RNA, 708 nt
Organism: Fusarium musae
Lineage: Eukaryota; Fungi; Ascomycota; Sordariomycetes; Hypocreales; Nectriaceae
Exons: 2
Coding region: 1-708 (235 amino acids)
Source: RefSeq, a predicted model, not a curated record